GUGUGUGUGUGUGUGUGUGUGUGUAAGACAGCGGCUCGCGAUGUCCACGCUCUCCACCGCUGUUCUGGUGAUCCGAUAGUUGUGAAAAGCCACCACUAGUCGCCCCCAGUGCUCUUGCAGUCUCAAAUUUUCCUUUCCCACUGUAGACUUAACGUCACGUCCGCACUUGAACUUGAAUUUUAUCCCAUUGUACGGAGGCAGCCCUCGCCACAGAGCGACAGAGAGCUCCCGGAGACACAGGACUCCGCCAUCUUCAUACAGGCAGAAAAGGGGAAAAAACCUCGCAGGUCUUCAUUCAUCUGGAAAGGAGGUGGCAAGUCCGUAUCCCUGGUCUCCGGUCCGCAAAGCCGAAUAGGGGGAGCAAGUGCAAAGAGUUGGAGGGAGUGAGAAGUAACCGGGCAUCGCAUGCAAUAGUGCCCUGGAAAGAAGAACUGUCCGGCGCUUAGCGCACUGAAGUGUACACUCAAGGAGAAUUUGGAUUCAUCCAAUUUAAUAAGUAGUUUUUUUCUUUCUUAAAUUAUUAUUUAGACUUAAAGAAAAUAUUAAUUGCCUAUGACAAUUCUAUAAGCCGCUGACUUGACGAAGAGAACCACUUUGGUGUCCAACCUCUCCAAACGCACCGGGCAUCGCGUUCUGAUUUACUUCACAAGCUCCAAGAGACAUUUACAGUGGUUUCUUCACAACUGUCACUCAAAGGCGUGAAACUUCAAGGAUAUUUUUUGGUUGCCCUCAUCGCACAACAGAAGCGCAUGUGUGUGUGUCGGUGAGAUACUGAGCGUCUGCGCGUCUCUGGUCAUCUGGAGCUCCGGAGCGCAGAGACACUUUCUCUUUCCUCACGUUCAAGGGACGUCUGUCUACAUCCACGGCCCGGAGCUGUGGCACUUCUGUGGAAGUCCCGGGAAAAGUUAGUUAGUGAGGGGGGACGAAGCCCACGGACACGGAGGAAAGAAGAAGCGAGCCGACUAUUCCUUGUGCUGGUCUCCGGGCGAUGCCAGUGUAAAUGCCAGGGCAAUGUCCCGUCGCAAGCAGGGAAACCCUCAACAUUUGUCGCAAAGAGAAAUUAUAACACCAGAAGCUGAGCAUGUGGAUGCCGGACUGGCCGUGGCCGAUCUCCACCCUCACCCGCUGCUGGACCCCAGCAUGGCCGGGCAUCUGCCCCCGGGCCUGGGUGACCACGACCUCCUCACCUGCGGUCAGUGCCAACUAACCUUCCCACUGGGAGACAUCCUGCUCUUCAUCGAGCACAAGAAAAAACAGUGCCAGUCUCUGCCGGCCGGCCACGGGUGCUACGACAAGAUGGCGGACCGCAACAGCCCCUCGCCGCCCCGCGCCGAGCUGAGGAAAGUGGUGGAACCGGUCGAAAUCGGAAUCCAGGUGACACCAGAAGAAGAGGACGAGAGACUGUUGACGCCCCCAAAAGGAAUUUGCCCUAAGCAAGAAAGUGGCCUGGCAGGUAGAGAUGAACCUUCAAGUUACAUAUGCACGACGUGCAAACAGCCCUUUACCAGCGCCUGGUUCCUUCUGCAGCACGUUCAGAACACGCACGGGAUCCGCAUUUAUUUGGAAAGCAACCCAUCCAAUACCUCCUUAACCCCACGGAUCACCAUUCCUCCUCCCAUUGGUGCUGAGUCUAUACCACAGUCCCCACUAACCAGCUUUUUGGGGGACAAUAACCCCUUCCACCUCCUAAGGAUGUCUGGACCCCUACUCCGGGAGCCCCCACCAGGUUUCGUGGAAAGCCGCCUCCCCAAUACGCCUCCCUUCGUCAGCCCCCCUCCCCGCCAUCACUUAGAUCCCCAUCGCCUAGAACGCCUUAGCGCAGAGGAAAUGGGUAUAAUCUCCCAACAUCCCAGUGCCUUUGAGAGAGUGAUGCGCAUGACACCCAUGGCCAUGGAGUCUCAGUCUAUGGAUUUCUCCCGUCGGCUAAGGGAGCUUGCUGGAAACAACAACUCCACUCCACCGCUGUCACCGAGUCGUGCCAACCCUAUGCAUCGCCUUCUCAAUCCCAACCCUUUUCAGCCCAGCCCGAAAUCGCCCUUUCUGAACACCCCUCCAUUGCCCCCCAUGCCCCCUAAUAGCACCACUCCUCCACAGAUACAGGGCAAGUCAAAGUCCUGCGAGUUCUGUGGGAAAACUUUCAAGUUUCAGAGUAAUCUUGUUGUACAUCGGCGAAGCCACACGGGCGAAAAACCCUACAAGUGCCAAUUGUGUGACCACGCCUGUUCUCAAGCUAGCAAACUGAAAAGGCACAUGAAGACCCACAUGCACAAGUCCGGCUCCAUGACGGGCCGCUCCGAUGAUGGUCUUUCCACUACUAGCUCACCCGAGCCGGGCACCAGUGAUGUCACUGGAGAGGGAAUGAAAAACAGAGAUGGAGACUUCAGAGGUGAGGGCAUGGGGCCUGACAACGAAGAGGAGGAGGAAGAGGAAGAAGAGGAAGAGCUGGAAAAUGAGAGCAGGCCUGAGUCAAAUUUUAGCAUGGAUUCUGAGUUCUGUCGAAAUAGAGAAAAUGGCUCAAAGCCACCUUCAGAUGAUAAAAAUCUUUCCUUGGGUAAAAUGGUAGAAAAUGCGGGACUCAGCUCCAUCCAGCAGUACAGUAACUUAAUAGUUGACAAUCGGAAAAGGCUUCCGUUCUCCAAAAGGGGUUCAGAUGUGCAGAGGGGCGAUGACGAUUCGGUAGUGAGGGAAAUGGACCAAGUGGAGCGGGCAACUGUAAACGGAAGGAACUGUGGAUCUGGCGACUCUUUCUCAGGCCUGUUUCCCCGCAAGCCCACUCCUAUCACCAGCCCUAGCCUCUCUAACUCUUCUAACAAGAGGAUCAAAAUAGAGAAGGAUUUGGACAUGCCCCCAGCUCCCCUAAUCCCGUCCGAAAAUGUCUACUCCCAGUGGCUGGUGGGCUACGCCGCAUCUCGUCACUUCAUCAAAGAUCCCUUUCUUGGCUUCACUGAUUCCAGACAAUCUCCAUUCGCCACCUCCUCGGAGCACUCGUCCGAAAACGGCAGCCUGCGAUUCUCCACGCCGCCAGGGGACCUGCUGGACGGGGGCCUCUCCGGCCGCAGCGGUACCGCUAGUGGAGGCAGCACUCCGCACUUGGGUGGGGGACCAGGACCCGGCCGACCCAGCUCCAAAGAGAGCCGAAGGAGUGACACCUGCGAGUACUGCGGGAAGGUGUUCAAGAACUGUAGCAAUCUGACAGUGCACAGACGCAGUCACACAGGCGAGAGGCCCUACAAGUGUGAGCUUUGCAACUACGCCUGUGCCCAGAGCAGCAAGCUCACCCGCCACAUGAAGACGCACGGCCAGCUCGGUAAGGAAGUGUACCGCUGUGACAUUUGCCAAAUGCCCUUCAGCGUCUACAGCACGCUCGAGAAACACAUGAAAAAGUGGCAUGGGGAACAUUUGAUGACGAAUGAGGUCAAAAUUGAACAAGCAGAGAGAAGCUAAGCCAGAUUUCCUAUUUUGCCUCACAAUUCCUUGAUUCUAAAAGGGGUAGCUGGAUACUCUGUUUUUUUAGUUUGGUUGUUUUGUUUGGUUGCUUGUUUGUUUGUUUUCAAGUUAAUGGUUUGAGUUAGAUUUGUCCUAAAAAACUGCCAUCUGAGAACGAUAAAGACAUUAAAGAAGAGGAAAAAUGCAAAAAGAAAAGGAAAAUUUAAUUCGGAGCUGGUCUAAAUCGCCUAUUUUGACUUUUAUUUGUAGUGGAUACAUUAGUCAAUAUUUUAAAUGGAGCCUUUAACUGUGCAAUAAUUUCUGUAUUUAUUGGAUUUUUUAAGUGUUUUGGCAUGUGCAGGUUCAUUUUUAUUUCAUCAUUUUUUAUUCCAUUGUCUUACAUUUUGUUUUAAAUACUGAGAUUUUGCUUUUAAACCCAAGAGACAUCCUGAGAUUUUUUUUACUUAGAGUAUCGUUUGAGAAAUCCAUAGGCCGCUGCUUACGAUGUAGGUUAUUUAAGCUACACAUGUAAUUUCUUGAAGAGAAGCCGCAUCUGAUCUUCAAAUUUCAAACUGAGAAAGCUAUUUUUUCUUUUCAUUUACUUUUUUUGUUUAUUAUUCAUACUUAUUAAAUGAGCGGACAACAAUCCUUAGGCCGUGUAGUAUGAACUGAUCUUUAAACAUGUCAACCUAAUUGGGUAUGUAGCACUGAAUGUCAGUUCUAACAGUUAAUCUAAAGAGGACUGUGGGGCUGAAAACCUUUGUCAACUCUUCAGGUCCGAAAUCAGGGAGAGGAGACUAUAAAACAAACAAUAGCCAAGGCAGCUGCUUCUUGGUACCUAGUACCGACCCAGACAACGCUAGUAAUAGAACCUUCUCUAAUCGGUCUCACUCCAAUCGUUCAUAGAGAAUUUUAAUCCCCAGCACCCUUUCCAUAGACAUUGCACUUAAUCAAAGCAGUUUGAUUUCGCUGAACAGCACAAUAGUGGGUAGAAGAAAGAUGGCUUCAUGGCUCUUUUUGUGAGCUUUAAAACAACUCAGGGUGAGCUGCAUAGCUACUUCUGCCAAGUCCGCUAUCUGAUCUCAGCCGUCUUCUCUGAUAAAAUAGUCCAGUCUUCUGUUUCAGGUCAUUCACAGCCCUUGUCCGCACACUUCACAGUACACUGCCAGCCCCCCCCCCCCUAAAUUUCAUGAAUCAACUCAAUCGUUCACAUAAAAGUGGCUUUUCAGUUAAAGGGGUAGUUCAUCUAAAAAUAAAAAAUCUCUUUAUUGAAACAUAAUUUACGGUCCUCACCCGAAUCUGUAUGACUUUCUUGCAUGAAAUUCAAAAUUUCCAAGCUACCUUUUUCCAUACAGUGAAAUUGAAUGGUGACCACAGCCAUCCCUGGUCUCCAUCCACAUCAAUGCCAUCAUUUUAUGGAAAAGCACAAGAUGAACAAGCUGCUAAACAGUUUAGUUUUGUUCCAUGCAGGAAAGAAAGUCACACGGUGACUUGGGUAAACAUUUCAAAUUUCAGAUGAACUAUCCCUUUAAGUUAAACAUACAGAGGAACAUUUUACACACUAUGAGAGCGAAUUACACACAGACACACCACACAAACAAAAGAGUGUGAGAUACAGAAAGAGAGAGAGAGAGAGAGAGAGAGAGAGGUCUGUACAGUCCAAUUCGGGUUUGUAAAGCUAAGAGCACAUUAGUCCAAAGCCACCAUUGUGUUUUUCAUUGACAUUUAAAUCUGAACACUUUUCUUUUGCAUUUCGUUCUGUUGUUUCAUUUAUGGGGUUUCAUUAGGGUCUGCAGUUAGGGAGUUACCACUUUAACCAGAUUAGAUGGUAAUUAAUUCAAGUAUACUUUGAGUAAUACUGUCAUUCUAUUACAAUGUUUCUUAAAUCACUUGAAACAGCCCUAUGCAUUUUUGUACAUAUAUCUAUAUAUAUAUUUAUCAGUCAUUUUGAGAAACAAAUUUAUACUGCAUAGCAAAUCUGAUUAUAGACUUAAAUCGUGUAUGCUAUUGAGUUAUCUGGUUAAUCUGGUCAUGUCCCGUUUGUUAGAACCAUCAGCAGCUUAGUCAAUUGCACAGUAAGAGUGUUUGUCAUGACCUGUUGAGCGUGUGCUAAAACAGUAAGACAUUUUUUUUCUUUCUUUCCUCUCAUUUAGGACUUCCUGUGAUGUGUAGUUGAGAGCAUUCUCAGAAGUAGCAACACGCUUACAGAAUGCACAGCUGAUUUUUCUCUUUUCUUUCCUCUUCUAUUCUUUUUUAUUUUUAUUAAAAAGGGCUGUCUCUGUCACACACCUGUUUUGUUGCCAGUUAAACACCCUUUUUCGACAAGAUGCCCUAACACCACAAAUGAUUGAACUGAGGGAAUAUUGUGGUUUCAAAAAGAAUAUAAUAAUCAAGCGAGAGAGCGAAAGAAAGAAAAGUAAACAUACACAGCUCUUUGCAGUUGACCCGCACUUUAUUAUUUUGAUUUCCAUAUUUGAAAACAACAGAGAAACGGCUUCUGAACAAGAAAUUAUGUUCAAAAAUGGAUUUAUUGGGCCUUGCUAGUGGGAGCAUUUGAGAUUGAAGUGCCAGCGUUGAUAGGCUUGGCUUUCACAAUGCUGGCACUAUAAAAAAUGAAAUUAAUUUAUUUGGACAGUUUUUGUACUGCCAUUCAAUUUGACAUGAGUGUGCCUUGAAUACUGAUCUUCCUAUUUAUUGUCUUAUAAGACAAAUGCAACGCUUUUGUGAAGCAAAGGAUUUAAAAAAAAUUGAGUCCAUGUGGUUUUAAUUUGCUUCUAAAACAAUAAUGAUAAAACAGAUAUCACAUCAUUUAAAGUUAAAUUAAAAGUAGCCAGCACAAUACUAAUGUGUGUCUAUGUGUGUAUAUAUGUAUGCAUAUGUACAUAUAACUGCACAAAAACACACACAAUAGACAAAUAUAUAUAUAGUAUAUAUAUAUAUAUAUAAAUAUAUGUACAAUUUUUUCACUUCAGGACUAGACUGCGUCCCUUGAAAAUAAUGGAUGACUUUUUUGCUACAAAUAGUUACUAAAGAGACUGGACAAAAAUCAGGAACUACAGAAUCUUUAAAAAAGACAAAAAAAAAAGGAAAAAAGAAAAAGUAAAACGUUUAGUGCACUCUGUCUUAAAAUACGUUUACAGUAUUGAAACAAGUACAAGGGUAAAAUGAUAUGUCUGUGUAUGUGUGUUUUAAACAAACAAGAAUUUUUCUUUUCUUUUUUCCAAGUUUGCUUAUAAAAAUUUUCUGAAUGCCAUAGUGGCGUGUGUAUAUUGUUUUUUUUUGGUGAUGGGAUUUUAAGUAUAUAUAUAUACUUUUAAGUAUAUAUAUAUUAUGACAUUUCUUGUUUACUGUAAAAGUAUACCAGUAUUUGUAAUAUUGGAGAAUGCCUGGGCAUUUUACAAAAAAAAGAAAAGAAAAAAUAUAUUUUUUCCCAACUAUAAUUUCUGUCUUUUUCUUUUUUUUUUAAGUUUCAUUUUGCAGUCCAAUUUAAAUUGUGGUCUCUAAAAUGUUUUGUCACUGUAACUGUAAAAGUCUUGAGUUUUAGUAAUUUUUAUCUGCCUUGGGUGUAAAAAAAUAAAGAUUAAAUUGAAUAAAAGAGAAUUGCUAACAGAAUCUGUAGGCGAAAGGGCCAGCGAUAUUAUACAGAAAGAUGUUUACAGGAGAAAUACAGAGGUUCCUGUUAUGUAUAUCUUUCUGGUUUCUUCUUCAUUAAUGGAUUUUCUUAAUGGCUGGAAUGAAAUACAUGUGUAGGCACUAUGAUGUAUGUGUGUGUGAGUGUGUGUGUGCGCGUGUGUAUAUAUAGACUGUAUAUGUACACACAUUUGGCAGGAUACAAUUGUGAAAAUUGAAAUUAAAAUGUACAGAUGAGUUUAAGAGAUUGUCUGACCUUUUACUGUAGCUACAUAUACAACAGUAAAUGUUUUGUUCACUCUUAUCUUGGUUGUAAAUAAUUUUAUAUGCUUGCCCAGUCUUUGUUUUGUUUUCUCUGAUGGAUCCUUUGACUAUUUUUAUUUUUUAAACAAAGCCCCAUCAUUUCUCUGAUUCGGGGCUUCAUACAUGAUUUAUGGGGCCUGUGAAGUGCAGGUCUUCUAGCAUGAGAAGAAUAGAGCACAAAUACAACAUGUUGUCCAAGUUAUUAUUGGUCAUUUUGUCAUUUUCUAAUCAGGAAGUAAAGAAAAGGUCUGGAACGUUUAUAAGGUCUCUCUCUCUCUCUCUCUCUUUCAAAUUUUCUUCUCAAGCACAUACACACAGGAAAUACACACAUUCAUAACAUUACUAAAUAAUCAACAUAGUCAACUCUAAGGGGACUUUCAAGCGUGUAGGUAACAGGAUAGCCAAGCCAAACCUCAUUCUACAUAGAAGGUUUGCUAAUUGUCUGCAAUUCAGAUCAAAGCUUUUUGCUUCUGACCAAAGGCUACAAUUAAAGAGUUACUAAAAUUGACCACACUCAUACAGACGUGAAUCAAUCAAGCUGACCCCACCGUGUAUAUUUUCAAACCCUUCCCAGAAUGCAUUAAUCUUGGAUUAACGUGGCAUCUAAGAAAAGAUGUGACACUGUUUGUCCACUCAUUUAUACAGUACAUUCAUCUCAAACUGCAGAUUAUGUUCACUUGUUGUUUUUGAAAACCGCCCUUCUGUGUAUAUUUUAGUCUUUUUUCCCUCCCAUAUUUCUUCUGAGCAUUAGAAGCUGAUGCCCCUUGUUUGGACUGAAGCAACUUUGGUAUGCAGGUCUUGAAUAAAAAGAAAAAUAAUUUUUA
Messenger RNA from Paramisgurnus dabryanus, 8183 nucleotides. It is a transcript of the gene bcl11ba, whose product is annotated as BCL11 transcription factor B a. Gene Ontology annotation, molecular function: RNA polymerase II cis-regulatory region sequence-specific DNA binding; DNA-binding transcription factor activity. Gene Ontology annotation, biological process: positive regulation of transcription by RNA polymerase II. Lineage: Eukaryota; Metazoa; Chordata; Actinopteri; Cypriniformes; Cobitidae. The record is from RefSeq and is a predicted model, not a curated record. Gene Ontology annotation, cellular component: nucleus.